UGCACGUCGAGUGCGAUGCUACGAUGCCGCGUCAUUGCAAGGUUAUACACCGGUCUCGACGGUCCUCCUGCUCCCGAAUUCCUCACAUUCAAGACUCGUAAUCUGAAAACAGUGACCGCCAUCCGCGCUCCAAAAUGCCCGGCAUUUCAACCUGAACAAUUAAGAUUAUAGUAAAAAUACGGGCGCGACACAGAUAGGCGCGCGCGGCGGGAGGUCAUCAGUACACACGUAAAAAAGAGUGCGCUCGCGCUCGGCGGCCAAACGCACGUUACGAUGAUCCGCGUCGCGUGGCUGACGUGUGCUCUGGUCGCGCUCGCCGGCGCGCGGGUGUACGAGCGCUGCGAGCUGGCGCGCGAGCUGCGAGCCCUGGGCGUCCACCCCGACCACAUCUCCACCUGGGUGUGCAUCGCCUACCACGAGUCGCGCUUCGACACCGCCGCCAACAACCCCCACAGCGGCGACCACGGCAUCUUCCAGAUCAGCGAGUUGUACUGGUGCGGCCCUGGCAAGGCGUGCGGCCUGCCUUGCUCCGCGCUCAGGGACGAGGACAUCUCCAACGACCUCGAGUGUGCCCUCCUCGUCCACGAAGAACACACGCGCUUACAAGGCAACGGCUUCCUGGCAUGGGUAGUCUACCCCCAGCACUGCAAACACAACACCAAGAAAUACCUCGUGGAUUGUGACACCACCGUGAAGAGUUCAGUGCCCAUAACAAGAUCUCGCAACUACAAUUACGCGAACAGUUUCAACCAACCAAAUGUAACCACCACUGGAAGACAGAACGUGGAGAGUUUGUUGCCGCCUUACCUGACGAUAGGAUCUAUCGUCAGAGACAAUUACGGUAAGGUGCUUGAUCAACAUAAGAAUAGAUUUGAUUGGUAUAAUUAUAAGAUUGAUAACAUCGAUGAGCUUCGCCUGCCGGUGUUCAACCAACCGUCUCAGCACAUUAGCAUGCCGCCGACCAGUGUACCGCGAGUCACACAGACCACGACAACGACGAGUACUCCGUAUAUACCACGCGUGGUGCCAUGGAGAACUAUAGAGACAAAUCAAUUCAGAAAGAAGAAAGUAUACACUGGAACGAGUACCCCAAGUGAAAUAAGCAAGAAGGAAUACUCCCCUCAAUCAGUAAACUCGAUAUCAACAGCAAGCGUACAGCCGAGUUUAAUCGUCGCUCCACAAUUGUUUGCCACAGCUCCAUCACUCGUGAAUCUAACAACGACAACAGUACGGCCGACUACAACGACGACAGUAACGACGGCUACGUACAAACCUCCGCUUUCUACGACAACUUACAGACCGCCUACUUCUACGAUCUCGUACAGUUCUCGUAUUUCUACAACUACGUACAAACCGCCUACAACAACAACAUAUAGACCGAUUUCAACAACAACAACAUAUAGACCACCAUCAACAACGACUUAUAGACCGUCUUCAACAACUACUUAUAAACCUCCUUCGACAACUACGUACAAGCCAAUAUCAACAAUCUUCUCAACAAGACCGUGGAUCAGCCUAACAACACCGAAACCGAACUUUACUUUCAAAACUUCGUUAACACCGAUCACAAGUAAGACAUCUCUAAGUCCUAGUACAACAACAGUUGGAAGAACUCCAACUACAGCUGUGAGUGCAUCAUGGAGGUCAUCAACUGCGGACUUCACGACUCCAGCUAAAACGACGAGGAAACCACAGCCUCAGACCUCGUGGUUCACUUUUACGUCUCGAACAACGACGCCUUCACCAUUGAUUAAACAAACUAUCUUACUAACUCGACCCACACAAACAUCUUUGUACACAAAUAGUAACACACAGUUGAAAACAAAUCCGCCAGCAUUUUCGAGUUUGAAAACCCAAGCGACAACAUCAAAACCUCGAACAACACAGUCUAUAUUUGAUCUGUACUUGAAUCCAACAAAAGCGCCUGCGAUUCCGAGUUACAAGUACAACUGGGGUCAAUCCAGGUUGAAGAUAUUUGGCGGCGGCACAACUCCCGCGCCGGGUCAGUCGACAAGUCGCUCUCUCCAUACUAAUGGAGCCGCCAGGAAUCAGAUCAAAAGGCAACUACUCUCUUCUAUAACAAACUCUUAGGUUAAGUAAUCUAUUUGUGAUCUCCGUUCCUAAUUACUUUUUUCCUAGUGAUUAAGCACGUGGCACUCAGUACACAAAGUAAGAUGUUGUCAUUACAUCACCUGUGCAGGAAAAAUAACUGCUUUUGUAUUUAAAUGGCAGUUGUGCAAACGCAUAUGUAUUGCGAGGCGCGCCGGAGAUUACUCUAUGUAAAUAUAUUGCGAAUAAAGCGAAUGUUUAUUUUAGUAUUAGACCAAAAAGCAUUUAUCUACAUUAAACAUAAGUUUUUUAUGAUAACUGUAGGUUUAGUCUAUUUUAUUGCGUGUCCUAAUAAUCUGCGCAUAUACUCGUAUUAUAAUGAAUUAAUAUCUAAAAAUAAUGUAUAACAUCAUCAAUGGUUUGUUAUUUUUGUAAUUAACAUUUAAAAUAACAAGUUUCUAAUGCGGAAAUCAUCUGAAGGUGCGAAUGUACUGAAGGACAGUUAUACACGCUACUGAAUCGUUUAUAUUCAUCAUCAUAACGUAUCAUGAUGUGCACUACAACACAUCAUAAAAUAGUGGUCAUUUACAGCUGUUCCGAUAUUCUAUCUCUAGUAGGUUAAACGCCAGAUAGAUAGGAUUAUAGGAAGCGGCCAUAAAUGAAGUGAUAUUGAGUCAUGUGAUAUCCAUGAAAAGUGUAUUUAUGACCGAGACAGCCGGCCGGUUCUAGAGGGCUGUCACAAACAAUAUUAUUCAAAUUGAUUCAUCAUUAUAAUGCCGGUAUCGCUUUCAAAGAUCAUCCAGUUUCCAAGAUAAAUCAAUAACCAGGAAAAAUGUUUAUUAAUAAAUUAACUAGUUUUAAGUAUAAGUUUAUGCGAUUGAUGUUAAUAUAAGUUUAUUAUUAUGCUUUAGCGAAAGCCUGAGCUAAUGUUUGUAAGUUGUAUAUUUUAAUUGGAGGUAUCUAACCGAUAUGAACAAACACCACGAUUUUAGUAGAUUUAUAAGUUAUUAAUAAGUGCUUGCUCAAUAAAUUAAUGAAAAAUUA
Molecule: messenger RNA, 3093 nt
Organism: Helicoverpa armigera (cotton bollworm)
Lineage: Eukaryota; Metazoa; Arthropoda; Insecta; Lepidoptera; Noctuidae
Product: mucin-2
Exons: 1
Coding region: 274-2091 (605 amino acids)
Molecular function (GO): lysozyme activity
Source: RefSeq, a predicted model, not a curated record